AUGGCUGACGAGAAAGAUCCCCCGCCGGAUUCAAUCCAACCAGAAUCUCCCGCCGAAGAUCCAACGCAUCUCCCAUUAGAGAGGAGCGCAAUCGCUGAAAAAUCACUCCCUGGUUCUAGCAGAGCAACCGAGUCCGAGCCCGAGUCUGACCCCGAGUCCGAGUCCGGGUCCGAGUCUGACUCCGAGUCCGGGUCCGAGUCUGACAUUGAAGAGACGGUGGAGAUCUUCGCACAAGAGUACAAGAAGAAGAAACUCGAACAGCUCCAGAGGAAAGCUUUCUUCUCUGUUCUCUACACUUUCAAUAAAGCAUCAGACUCGAUAACAGCAACCAAGAGGAAUGAGAUCAUAGAGAAUCUGAGGAACGAGUUCAACAUUUCUCAAGAAACCCACUUCUCUUUUGCGUCUAACAUUCAGAAAACCCUCAUUGCCCAGCAACAAAGAGCGGCUAACUUGGAGCAAAAUCUUCUUGCCCAACAACAAAGGCUGAACAAGGAAAUGGAGAUGUUAACAGGGAAGCUAUUGACCAUGCACGAGAAGAAUCCAAAAACGGCAGCUUCAGUUCCGGUUUCUUCUGCUUCUACAUCUGGCUCAGGAUGGGGCAAUGUUAAUCCAGAGUCUCUUGUUGGUAAAUUCGUCAGUGUGAAUAUGCCUGAUACAGGUCAAUUCGAGGACUUCGAGAUCAAAGAGUAUGACGCAGAACAAGGACUGCAUCGCUUUGAGAACAUAGACCCGAAUGCAAUGGAGAUGGAUGAGAUGAUGAGUUGGAUGGAUGUCAGAGAGAUUCCGCCUGAAGAUAUUAAGUGGAAAGCUGGAGAGAAGCCGGACCUUCCUACUGAUUAA
Microthlaspi erraticum is the source of this 840-nucleotide messenger RNA. The record is from the annotation of a GenBank genome assembly. NCBI's taxonomy places the organism in Eukaryota, Viridiplantae, Streptophyta, Magnoliopsida, Brassicales, Brassicaceae.